AUGGGCGAGGACAAGCAAGUAGGAGACGGCGAAGAGGUUGCUGUUGCAGUUCCUCUUCAGCCGGGGCAGCCUGUUGCAGCUUUCGAUGCAUCUAUUGAACCGCCUUACGGGUGGGUCGUCUGCGUCGCAAUGCAUUUAAUCAAUGGCUUCACAUGGGGAAUUAUUGCGUCAUAUGGCGUUUAUCUAUCGUACUACAUUGAUCAUGACAUAUUCCCUGGGACCUCUGACUUAGACUAUACUUUCAUUGGCGGCGUGGAAUUCGCCUGUGCCAUGCUAUGCGGACCUAUCGUCAACUUGUUUAUCCGGAGACUUGGGACGCAUAUACCUAUGUACUGCGGCUGCAUCAUGUUUGCGGGCGGCUUUGUGGCUGCCUCGUUUGCGACUGAAUUCUGGCAUCUUGUAUUGACGCAGGGUAUCCUUGUCGGGCUGGGAACAGGCUUUGCGUGGUUGCCAGCUACACCCAUCCUUCCCCAAUGGUUCAAUAGAAACAGGAGUCUGGCACAAGGCAUCGCAGCAGCAGGAAGCGGUGUCGGUGGAGUUAUAUUCUCUGCCGCGACGACACCUAUGAUCCAGAAUAUCUCACUUGCUUGGUCACUCCGGAUUACUGGCAUCCUCGCAUUUGUGGUACUGUUUACGGCGUGUUCGUUGAUCCGCGACCGAAAUAAGGCAAUCCGCCCAAGCUUCAAACCUAUAGACACGGAUCUCUUGAAAAGAUAUCGUGUCUGGUUACUUAUCUUUUACACAUUCUUCUCGAUUCUCGGCUAUAUCGUGACGACCUAUUCUCUAGGUGCCUUCGCGACAUCACUCGGAUUGACUCAGGACCAAGGCGGCGACGUAAUCACCAUCAUGAAUGUCGGGACUGCCAUUGGGCGGCCUUUCGUCGGCGUGCUUAGCGAUCGAUUCGGCAGGAUGACAGUCGCAUGCAUCUUGACAGCGUCAAACACUCUGCUAAUAUAUGCGAUCUGGAUUCCCACCAACUCUUAUGGCCUGCUCAUAUUCUUUGCUCUUGUCGUGGGCGCCACGAGUGGGAUCUACUGGGGUACCAUUGCACCCCUGUGUGCCGAGGUUGUCGAACUGAAAGAACUUCCAUCAGCACUCAGCCUAAUGUGGGUGACUGUGUCUAUGCCUUCUUUAUUCUCAGAAGCAAUUGCGUUAGAGAUUCGCCGACCUCAUUCGUCUCGGCCUUAUUUAUGGCCUGAAAUCUAUGCUGGCUUGGCCUUCCUGAUCGCUAGUCUCUUCAUGUUUGAACUCCGCCGGCAAAAAUGGGGUUUCAGCAGGGAAAGGCAUAGGUGA
Molecule: messenger RNA, 1293 nt
Organism: Fonsecaea multimorphosa CBS 102226
Lineage: Eukaryota; Fungi; Ascomycota; Eurotiomycetes; Chaetothyriales; Herpotrichiellaceae
Exons: 6
Coding region: 1-1293 (430 amino acids)
Biological process (GO): transmembrane transport
Molecular function (GO): transmembrane transporter activity
Source: RefSeq, a predicted model, not a curated record